This is a messenger RNA of Leptopilina boulardi, 1733 nucleotides long. Its product is annotated as inactive pancreatic lipase-related protein 1-like. The coding region runs from base 161 to 1222 and encodes 353 amino acids. Gene Ontology annotation, biological process: lipid metabolic process. The transcript is spliced from 5 exons. Lineage: Eukaryota; Metazoa; Arthropoda; Insecta; Hymenoptera; Figitidae. The record is from RefSeq and is a predicted model, not a curated record. Gene Ontology annotation, molecular function: lipase activity.
AAUUUGGUUAAAAAAAAAGAGGAGGGGGAGGGGGCCAUUAACUUCUAGUCAAACAUUAUAAAAACGUAGAUUUUGUCCAUGGACAAACAUUAUUUUUAUUCAAAGAUUACGAGAGCUUUUUUCUAAAAAAAAAAUCUUGUUUUUUUUUAAAAAAAAAAAGAUGCUAUUAAAAUUGUUAUUUAUUAUAAUUUGUAUUAUCAUUGAUUUAAUAAAUGCUGAGGUAACAAGUAUUCUUCAAGGAAAAUAUGAUGGCUAUGGUGAAGAUUGGAUAUUUAUGCCUGAUGGAAAUGAUAAACCACAGGUGGCAAUUCUUAAAGAAUUUCAAAAUGAGACUCGCGGUAUUUUAGAUCCAAAUUCUGCUGUUUCGUAUAUACUUUACACUAGAUCAAAUCCGGAAAAAGGAACUCCUCUAUUUUUGAAUAAUAUGGAUGCAUUAAAGAAUUCAAAUUUUUCACCAUCGAAAAAAACAAAGUUUAUCACUCACGGAUGGAAAUCGAGCGCAUUGAGUGCCAGUCAAGUUGACAUGAAAAAUGCAUAUUUGGAAUAUGGUGACUAUAAUGUAUUUCUCGUUGAUUGGCAACCUUUGGCAGCAAGUACAUUUUAUCUUGGACCAAUGCGAAAUACAGAACAAGUUGGACAGAAUGCGGGGCAAUUUAUAGAUUUUUUAAUUAGUGAAACUGGAUUAAGCCCCAGAGAUAUUCAUUUUAUUGGUCAUUCACUUGGUGCACAUGUCGCAGGAAAUGCUGGAAGUGCAAUAAAAUUUGGAAGAAUUAGCAGAGUGACAGGACUUGAUCCUGCACUUCCUGGAUUUCAUAUAUUCGCUACUGAAAAAGAACGAUUAGAUCCAUCGGAUGCUAAUUUUGUUGAUGUUAUUCAUUCAUGUGGAGGAGUUUUGGGUUUUUUACAACCAUUGGGUCAUAUUGACUUUUAUCCCAAUGCUGGUACAGCUGUACAACCUGGAUGUUGUUGUAUUCCUGAAUUGCUUGAGGCCUGCAGUCAUGGAAGAUCUUAUUCAUAUUUCACCGAGAGCAUUAAUGAAAAAAGUGGUCUUGUAGCGACACAAUGUGACACAUGGGAUGCAUAUGUUAAUAAACAUUGUGAAAGUAAAUCAUCGGUUUUAAUGGGCGAGCAUGUUGAUAAAUCAGCAACAGGAUCUUAUUUUUUAAAAACAAGAAGUGAGCCCCCUUUUGCCUACACUGAAGAAAUUAACAAUCAUUUGUAGUCGACAAAAAAAAAGCAAAAGAGAAUUUUUUUUUUAAUUUUCUAUAAAUUAUUCUGUUUUUUGUCACAGAAAAUUUUUUUGAAACAAAAAUAAUUAUUAAACUAAAUUUUUAAUCAUAUUAAAAUUGUAUCGAAAAAUAAACUUUGAAUUUAAAUUCUUUUUAAAAUGAUCUUUAAAAAGGAUCUUAAAAGAGACCUUUAAAAAGAUGUAAAAAAAGAUGAUUUAAAAAAGAAAUGUUUUUAAAGAUAAAUUUUUUUAAAAAAAGAAUUUUCAAUUACAUAAAGAAUGAAUGAAAAAUUGUGAGUCUUGACAUUACAAAAGUAUAAAUUUUUAAAGUCAUCAGUCAAAGAGAUCAAAGGUUUUCCAUUUAUAAAAGCCACGAGUUCUCUCUUAUAAAUAAUACAUUAUUUUCUUCCUCUCCCGAAAAGAAAAGAAAAAAAAAACUGUAAAAGGAAGAUUUCUUAAAGAAAUUUUCGUGAAAACAAAAGAAAUAAAAUUUAUUGGCAGCAUA